Messenger RNA from Bicyclus anynana (squinting bush brown), 2104 nucleotides. RefSeq lists its product as uncharacterized. Gene Ontology annotation, molecular function: serine-type endopeptidase activity. The coding region runs from base 563 to 1780 and encodes 405 amino acids. The record is from RefSeq and is a predicted model, not a curated record. NCBI's taxonomy places the organism in Eukaryota, Metazoa, Arthropoda, Insecta, Lepidoptera, Nymphalidae. The transcript has 12 exons. Gene Ontology annotation, biological process: proteolysis.
UAUUUUUGAAAUUACGGGUUAGAAUCUUAUGAAAUGUUCAAAAGUAGUGUAAAAAUGUAAAUCAGCAUCAACAAUCAGUAAAAGUAAAAGUAAGUUACACAUUUUUUUAAAGAAUUUACUAUUAUUGGAAUUGGAUCAUAAGGUCCUGAGCAAUGGCCUAACUCUACACCAUCCGAGGUCCGUUGGAUGGGGCCCCGGGAUCUGGAAUAGGCCACUCAAAUAUGAUAUUAGAAGUAGAACAUGAAAACACAAGUCGCAACACUUCAAUUCGACUUUGUACUUGUUGUGAAUAGAUUCUUAAGGUUAUGAACCAAAAGAAACGCAGUUGCAUUUAAUAUGUUUAAUAGAAUUCCAGGUACUGGCAGUAGAUCUGGAACUCAUUGACUGCGGCAUCGACCACGAGGCCGAGGUGACGGAGGGAGACGUCGACAUAGAGCAGUACCCCUGGCUGGGGGUGCUGUAUUAUUCCUUUUAUAGUGGCGACAGCGAUGCUCGCGCAGUGACGACCGUAGCUCUGAUACAGGCGGAGUUUGUGAUCGCGGCAGCCGCUGACAUUGGGCCUAUGCGCAAAAGUAAUUUCAGACAGAACAGCGCCGUGUUGCUGGGCGCGCGGUGGGGCGCGGGCGGGCGGCGCGUGCGCAACUACGUGCUGCACCCCGAGUACGGCGUCACGUACAACACGCUGGCGCUGGUGCAGCUGCGCACGCCUGUGAGACACGUAAAUAUUAAACCACUGUGUCCACCACCGGAGAGAUUGAGGAAUCCAGAAUUUUACGUUGUAAAAUUCAAGGAGAAUGAAGAUUACAAUACCCUGCAUAAACAGGUAAUUCCCGUAAGUCACGUAAUGCCGAAUAUGUGUCAAGAGUUCUAUCUUCGUGCUAAUCUGUACGCAAAGAAAAUGCGUCCGCCGCACGUGACGUGCGCGGUGUCGCUGCGGCACGACGGCGUGUGCGUGUGGGACGCGGGCGCGGCGCUCGUCGCGCGGGACGUGUGGGGGCGCUGGCAGCUGUUAGGAAUGUCGGUCCGCGGGCCGGGCUGCGGCGCGCCGUCGCGUUACCUCGACAUGAUGAGCUACUACCCGUGGGUGGAGGCCAGCCUUAAGCAAUUCCGUCGCAUUACUAUCUCCAAAAUAUCCAAGCAGAAGUAUAUUAUGCGAUUGGGCCACGCCUGGCAGCGGUUCGGCGACUGCGACGAAGGGGAGAGGGUGAACCUCAUAUACCGCGAAGCGAUCGCGCUGAGCACCGACAACACGCAGUACCAGUUCGUCGUGUACAAUAUGUCAAUCUACGACAACGUGGAGUUCACCUGCCUCACGCUGGAGCUGACGAACGCGUCCGCCACGUCCGAGAUGCGCGUGCACCACGCGUGCGAGCGCAACGCGUACGGAGUGCCCUGCUACAGUUACAAAGGGUCCAAGUUUGAGAUAUCUGUGUGGAUGAUGUUCUCGGAGCCGUGCAGCUUCCAGAUGUUCGCGUGGGGCUGGCCGCGGAAUAUGACGCUGCUCGACAUCCAGGAGUGGAAGUGGGAGGAGGGCACCCAUUACCCCGACUUCGAAGCCAGCGCCGUAGAGUACAGAGGUCCGGUGCACGAGACGCUGUUCGGCUACGAGCCGCUGGACGAGGCGCUGUGGGUGCCGAAGUACGAGCUGUGGACCGUCACGCCGCCGCCCGACCACGACGCCACCACCACCAGGAAACUCAGAGAUGCGUACGAUGUGCCAAAGAGGGAGCCCGAAGAGUCUCCCGGCGUGACCCUCACUCCUCCGCCCUCAUGGUGUUGAUGACCUCAGCCGACCAUCACUUGACUCGACGACACAUCACAAAUAGUAGCAGAGCUUUUUGUGGGAAGUGUUCUUACAAGGAAGUACUACGGCCAUGCAUUUGACAAUCUCUAACGCAGUAGUAUUGUUGUUCCCGACAUAGACCAUGGGUUAGAUUAGCCCAGACCCAGCUCGGGUCAAUAGGGUAGUUGAAUUUAAUGUAUACAAUAUUAAUUCCGUGUUCAUGGAAUAAGGGUCCAAAAUAUAUCGAUAAUAGUUAAGGAUUUUAUAGAAAACUUAAUUUAAAAAAUAAUUAUGUAUUUAAUAAAUUUUUCUAAACAUCAA